UGGCAUGAUUGGUUAUAUACAAUAUUACUGUACAUUCAAUGUUGUCAUAUCGUGAUAUUUGUAUAUAUUUAGUUUAUCACAAUAUAUUAAGAAAUUUGUAAUAAUUAACGCGUAAAUAAUGAAAACUGAAGUGUACAAUGAUAUAAUAAUGACAAUUCGUAGUUUUCGAGGUUUGUCAAGAGAUUGUGCCAAGAUGCUAAAGGAAAAGUACACUAACAUUCUCGCAAGUACAUUACAUAGCAUUUUAUCUCUAGAAAUACAACAAAAAAUGAAAACCAACCAUGUAAGAUUAUUUGGAAACAACAAAAGUUAUUAUGACAGCUAUCUAGAGGCAGUUCAGAAUGGAGAACCAACAGGUAUUUUAUUGAGAAUGGCGAAAGAUAUUGAUGCUGCACCAGCUUUAUUAGCACGUAAUGUCUUGGAAAAAUACUGUAUGCAUGAUGAUGCAAAUGUUUCAAAAAAUAUAAUCUCCAAGUUGUUCAAAGAUACCACACUGAUUGGAGAUAAGGAUCUUGCAUACGAAAUUUAUUUGUGCAUAUUGUAUGAUGAUCUGUAUGGGCCAAUAGCUGAUUCAAUGGGAAUUUGCAUAGGGCAAGAAUACGAAAUCAAACUGCAAGAUAAUCUAAUACGAAGAAAUAUUGCAUUUCGAAACGAAGAACAAUUACGAUUACGAGGAUAUGACAAGACUCCGGACAUUAAGUUAGAAGUGCCGAUCGCAGUGAAUGGUUAUGUGAUAAACUGGAUUGAAUCUAAGGCACGAUUCGGUAAUACAGAGGUUCAUCAAAAGUAUAUGAGAGAACAGUUCUUAAGUUAUUGGAACAGAUUUGGAUCUGGAUUGGUUAUUUAUUGGUUUGGAUAUCUUGAGAGCUUGAACAAAUCGAGUGAGAAAAAAUUCAUUAUAAUGGAUCAUUUUCCAGAGAAUAUUACGUAUAUGGAUCCUGCUUGUAUCAAGCCCACAAAUAGUACAUGAUUCUGGUUGAACAUAAUUGUAUUUAUACAUUUUGUACAGUUUUUACUGAUGAUAAUACACUUGAAUUGUAAAUAGAUUUUUCAAUAAUAUCUACUAUAAAUUAAUGUUAUACUAUUGUCGAUAAAUGGAUAAUGAAAUCACAAUAAAAUAUUCACAUUUUCUUUUUUUUUACAUAAAACCUCAAAUCCUCUUUUUACAUUUAAUAAUAUGUAUCAUAGUCGAAUAAAUGAGUAGACAGCAAAAUGAUAUAAUUAUAAAAAUUACUAAUACAUCUAUGUAUCUAUAUACAUAUAUUACAAUGUUAAUGUUAAAUUAUAUGACAAAACAAAGAACAUCAGAUUUAGCAUCAGAUGCUAGCAGUUAUGAAAUUGACGUUUUACUCAAUAAUAUGUCUGUUUAAAUCCAAAUUCUUGAAUAGAAAAGCAUAUAAUAAAUAUUACUUUUGUCUGAUAUCGGAUAA
This is a messenger RNA of Linepithema humile (Argentine ant), 1430 nucleotides long. RefSeq names its product CDAN1-interacting nuclease 1. The record is from RefSeq and is a predicted model, not a curated record. Lineage: Eukaryota; Metazoa; Arthropoda; Insecta; Hymenoptera; Formicidae.